UAACUUAAAAUAAUGAAUGGAGAAAGUAAGGUGUGGUGAGGACAGAGUAUCCUUCCAAGGUUGGACCGCUACGUUGCUCUGUAUCUAUAAUCAUAAACUAAGAAGUAACCCUCACAAAAAGCGUUUCGCUUCAAAGCUCAGAAAAUUCGUGUUGGGAUUUCACUUUCAGUUAUAUUAUACUGCCUGCUCUCUGUAACAUGAGGUGACUUGAAGAUGGAUGACAUACCAGGAUAUGUACGUUACUGUUUCAACACAGGGAAGCUUCUCUUUUUGGCACUUUUGGUCUCAGGAGGAAUCGUCUUACAAAUUUUGGCAUGUGCUUUGUAUAAUAAUUGGUGGCCGAUGCUUAGUGCUAUAACAUAUGUGCUUCUUCCAAUGCCGUUGCUGUUCUUCGCUGGGUCUGAUGGUUCUUCUAUGUUUUCUGAAUCUGAUAAUAGCUGGGUGAAUUUCGGCAAGUUCUUGACCGGAGCCUCAACUCUCGGAGGCAUUGCAAUUCCAAGCAUAUUAAUACAUGCUGGUGUGAUCGGCUGGGCAGCCUUUGCAUUGGAACUCUCUUCUUUCUUUGUGUUCGUAUUAGCCAUUUUGUGUUUCCUGUGGAUGAGUGAUGAAGAUAGUUACAGUAUGCUAUGAAACAGGAGUUCAACAAGGCUUGCAUCAUUGGUGUAAAAAUGUAUUUGUUCCUUUUGUGUGCUAUUGAUUUCUUUUGCUUUUGUAUUAUACACCUCAACAUCCUCCCCUCGGUUAAAAUAUUGAUAAACAUGUACCAUAAAUUGUUUGCUUUUGCGUUUAGCAAGUAUUGAUAGCCUCUCCUUCUCCA
Molecule: messenger RNA, 817 nt
Organism: Medicago truncatula (barrel medic)
Lineage: Eukaryota; Viridiplantae; Streptophyta; Magnoliopsida; Fabales; Fabaceae
Product: vacuolar protein sorting-associated protein 55 homolog
Exons: 5
Coding region: 214-630 (138 amino acids)
Biological process (GO): late endosome to vacuole transport via multivesicular body sorting pathway
Cellular component (GO): endosome
Source: RefSeq, a predicted model, not a curated record